AUGUGGUCAAAUAGUAUGAUCUUUCUCCAUCUCUUUACUUUGUCUCUCUUGUUAGGACAAUCAUGGAGUGAAACAGAUACGCUUCAUCAAGGCCAGUACUUGAAAGAUGGGCAAGAGCUCGUCUCUGCUUUCAAAAUCUUCAAACUCAAGUUUUUCAACAUGGAGGAUUCAAGAAACUGGUAUCUUGGGAUUUGGUUCAACGAUCUUUAUCUUGAUGUCCGGGACAGACCUGUCUGGAUUGCUAACCGUAACAAUCCAAUCUCGGAACGCUCUGGUAGCCUCACAGUGGAUUCUCUUGGCAGAUUGAGGAUUUUAAGAGGUUCAUCAAACAUGCUUGAGCUAAGCUCUACGGAAGCCACAAGAAACACAACUUUAAAGCUUUUGGAUUCUGGAAACCUUCAGCUCCAAGAGAUGGAUGAUUCUAAUAGAUCGGUGAAACGGGUUUUGUGGCAAAGUUUCGAUUAUCCAACAGAUACCCUUCUUCCUGGGAUGAAACUUGGUUUCGAUGCCAAGACCGGGAAGAGAUGGGAACUUACAUCAUGGUUAGGUGAUACUUUACCAUCUUCUGGGUCUUUUGUCUUUGGGAUGGAUGCUAAUAUCACAAACAUAUUGACCAUCUUGUGGCGUGGGAAUAGCACGUACUGGUCAAGUGGGCUAUGGUUCAAUGGUCGGUUCUCUGUAGAGGGAUUAAACGAAUGUGGUUUCCUCUUUUCCUACGUUUCAACCAAGAAUGGACAAUAUUUUACGUAUCUAGGUCAUGAUCAGAACGAUGCCGAGACAUUUUUCCCCACCAUAAUGAUAAACCAACAUGGCGAUUUGCGUAGAGUUCAUCAGCAACGUAUAAGGCAAAUUUCUAGGAAUUCGAAUUGUUUGGCUGCAGGUAACGUAGUCUCGGAUAGGCCAUAUGGGUCUACUUCAGAUGUGGUAAGCAAAGAGAAGAAAAAGUUGGAAGCUUGGCAUAUUGUUCUGGCAUCACUGUUCCUAAUGGUACUUGUGAUUUGGUUAAUAAUCUAUCUUGUCUUGAGGAAAUUUAAAGUUAAAGCAAGUGCUAUAUUUCGUAGAGUAUUCUACUUUCUAUGGAGAGAAAUCACUCCACAAGUGAUUGGUUUUAUACAGAGAAGACUUUUAUCGCUGAGGUUUGGUUCAACAAUAGACCAAGAAAUGCUACUACGUGAAUUGGGAAUUGAUAGGAGACGCAAACACAAGAGAAGUGAAAGGAAGAAUAAUAACGAGCUUCAGAUUUUUAGCUUUGAAAGUGUAGAACUGGCAACAGAUUACUUCUCCGAUGCAAACAAGCUUGGUGAAGGAGGUUUUGGUCCUGUCUAUAAGGGGAAGUUACUAAAUGGUGAAGAAGUGGCUAUCAAGAGACUAUCUUUAGCAUCUGGUCAAGGUUUAUUGGAGUUCAAGAACGAAGCUAUGCUUAUUGCGAAACUUCAGCACACAAAUCUUGUUCAGGUUCUAGGAUGUUGUAUCGAGAAGGAUGAGAAAAUGCUAAUCUACGAGUACAUGCCCAACAAGAGUCUUGAUUACUUCCUUUUUGAUCCCUCGAGGAAAAACGUUUUGGAUUGGACGAUGCGGUUCAGAAUCAUGGAAGGAAUCAUUCAAGGGCUUUUGUACCUUCACAAGUACUCGAGAUUGAAAGUGAUACACAGAGACAUCAAAGCCAGUAACAUUUUGUUGGACGAGGAUAUGAAUCCGAAGAUAUCGGAUUUUGGAAUGGCUCGGAUAUUUGGAGCUGAAGAAACCAGAGCCAAUACUAAAAGAGUUGCUGGCACAUUUGGCUAUAUGUCGCCGGAGUACUUUAGGGAAGGACUAUUCUCGGCGAAAUCAGAUGUGUUCAGCUUUGGGGUUCUAAUGCUCGAAAUUAUUUGUGGAAGGAAGAACAAUAGCUUCCACCAUGACUCAGAAGGACCUUUGAAUCUCAUAGUUCAUGUGUGGAAUAUGUUUAAAGAGAACCGCAUUGGCGAGAUGAUAGAUCUGUCUUUGGGAGAUUCCGCUCUUGAUGAGCCUCAAGUGUUGAGAUGCGUUCAAGUUGCUCUGUUGUGUGUACAAGAAAACCCUCAAGAUAGACCAAAUAUGUUAGACGUUGUGCCCAUGAUAUACGGCGAAGGCAACAAUGCUCUUUCUUUGCCUAAAGAGCCUGCUUUCUAUGAUGGUCCCCGGAGAAGCUUUCCGGAGACAGAGGUUGAGCCACUAGAGCCGGAAAAUGUAUCGGUGAAUAGAGUUACCAUCACGGUGAUGGAAGCAAGAUGAAACUGAAAAUAAGGAUCAAGAAAAUUGAUGAUAGUAAAUGUGAAUCUCAUUACUUGAAAUGCUUUACUUCGUUACACGGAUCAUGCAUUUAGGAAUUCGGAUACAUACACUUACUUACUCAUGUAUACAUAUUCUUCUCAACUUGACUCCAAAACACUUUAUACACAAUUUUUUAAAAUUUUAAAUUUUAAAAACC
Capsella rubella is the source of this 2449-nucleotide messenger RNA. RefSeq names its product G-type lectin S-receptor-like serine/threonine-protein kinase At1g67520. Gene Ontology annotation, biological process: protein phosphorylation. The coding region runs from base 1 to 2253 and encodes 750 amino acids. NCBI's taxonomy places the organism in Eukaryota, Viridiplantae, Streptophyta, Magnoliopsida, Brassicales, Brassicaceae. The transcript has 8 exons. Gene Ontology annotation, molecular function: protein serine/threonine kinase activity; ATP binding. The record is from RefSeq and is a predicted model, not a curated record.